AUGGACAGCUUGCCGAAGCAGACCCCAGCUCUUGCGGAUCCGGCUACCCUUGCCGGUCCUCGUAGAUGGAGUACAUUGUACACAAAGAAACUUGAUGUUCCUGAAGAGAUGCCUAACAGUGUACAAUCAAGACAAUACACAGAAGACAUUACAAAUGAGAAGCUGAGUUUGUUGAAAGUGGAAAACCAGCUUCAGGGUGGCCAUCUGAAAGAGGUGAUUCUUCAGGCUGAAAAGAAACAAAGUCUGGCAAGAAAAAUGAUGCCAGGGAAACCAUGGGAGCCAUUACUUGAAGAGUCUCCUGCCAACCACUGGCAAGGGGCCAUGGAGUCAUCGUUAUUUCAUUGUGAUAGGUUGAUAAGGAACUGGACUAAUUAA
Messenger RNA from Ochotona curzoniae (black-lipped pika), 375 nucleotides. Its product is annotated as NADH dehydrogenase [ubiquinone] 1 alpha subcomplex subunit 5-like. NCBI's taxonomy places the organism in Eukaryota, Metazoa, Chordata, Mammalia, Lagomorpha, Ochotonidae. The transcript has a single exon. The record is from RefSeq and is a predicted model, not a curated record. The coding region runs from base 1 to 375 and encodes 124 amino acids. Gene Ontology annotation, biological process: respiratory electron transport chain.